UAAAUAGUGUAAAGUUUAACAAUAAAAAUCACAGUAGCACCGUAGUAUAUUACAUUAGUGAUAAUUUAAGACAUACGAUUUUUCUUUAACAGAAAGAUUAAGAUAGACGUUGCGCUCUGAGGUAAGAGGGUGACCAUGUGGACGGGAAGAGUCCGGCCUGCACCUUGACGGAGCAGCACCUCAAGCAUGUCGGGUCUUAAGAAAGCUCGAGCUGUCUUCCCCGAGGAGGAGUAUGUCCCCGAGGACGACAGUGACGGAGAGGACGAGCACGAUGACAUGAUAGGACAGAACGUUAAUGUUGAUUUUGAAGGCUUCCAGGCCAAUGAUGGAGACUUCCAUGGCAUAAAGAGGCUUCUUCAGCAAAAUUUUCGUGGCUUAAAUGUUGAUAUAUCAGGCAUCGCAGACACCAUUAUUUCUCAAAACUAUGUUGGCUCCGUUAUUAAGCAAGUGGGUGGUGAUGAUGACGAAGACGACGACGAUGAAGAUAUGCCCACAACCAGUGAAGAGGAUGCUGAGCAAGUAUUUGGUGUGACCACCAUUAUCAACCUAACAUCCAGGAAAGAUGAAAAAUGCAUAGCAGAGCUCAGAACAGCUUUAGUUGAAAAAUGUUCAAGCCAUGGUAGUGACUCGACUAGUCGGUUGCUUCGUGACAUAUUGGGCAAUGAAAGCAAGCAUGUGGGCCUCCUUAUUUCUGAGCGGCUAGUAAACCUUCCCCCACAGUUCUCUCUCCCAGUGUUUGAGAGCUUAAGGAAGGAGGUAAAUGAAGCGAAGGCAAAAAAUAUGCCUUAUGAUUUUGCAUACCUAUUGUUGAUUUGCAAAGUUUUCAAGAUGGAGAAGAAAAAGAAGAAAAAGAUGGUCGAGACUGAGCUGUGGAGUAACCCCGAAGAGGAGGUCAUUGCUGAGGAGAGUGUUGCAAACUUUGAAUACUGCGUGAAGGGUGAUACUGGUAUGUCUGGAGACUGGGAUGACGAUGAUGAUCAGUACACUCCAUACCGACGGGUUCUUCUCCUCAAUGCUUCACAAUUGGCAGAAAUAAUUGCUAAAGUCAAGCAAGCCAUAUAACGGAUGACGGACCACUUAUCCAAACACAAUAGGUUAUCCGUUCGCUGUUCCGAGGGGUUCGGAAACCAUGUAGCCGACUGUAUUUAAAAGCAAUUCUGAAGUUGGAAAAUGUAGCAUAUACUCCUUGCACAAUGUUCUUUGUGCUCCUCUGGUGACAGUCUACUAUCCAGAACCACCCCUAGAUCUUUGUUAGUUCUUUAAUGCCUUUCCACAUAAUUUAUAGGUUUGUGGCAAAUUUUCUCUGUUGCUCCAUACACUUGUUUUGGCUUGGGUAAUUUUGAAGAGCAUGACUAUCGUCUAGGUCUCAUAAUUGACAAAGUUCAAAUUGUGAUAAGAAAACACCAUUUAUUUUAAUGUUUCUUUACAAAUAAUGAUGACAUGUUUUCCAGUGUAUGGAGUAUAAAUAUGAAUGAUUUUAUGAUUGGUUAUUUUAAAAACUUAAAAACUCGUAAAUAUGAAAUGACAUAUAUAAUCUCAUAAAUUAUCUUAAAAUUUAUAAUAUAGAAGCUAACACAGUUAAAACAAUAUCCUAUUAAUAUAGUUCUUUGCCCUUUAUUAUGGAGGUUUGAUAUACGUGAAAUAAAGGUACACCUUACUGCUCAUGUAUGAUGCAUUUUAUACUAGAGCAAGACUUUUAAGUUACUGCCUGUAUGGGCAAUGAAUUGAAUAUUUAUGUGAGGUACUACAUGUGGGUGAGGCACUGGAUGUCACUUAUGAAGAAGUGCAUUAAUGACCUCUGCAAGGUAUUGCAUAAAUGUAAAUGUGUGUGUGUGUGUGGGUGGGUGGAGAUAUUGCAUGUGGAGAGGCA
Procambarus clarkii (red swamp crayfish) is the source of this 1870-nucleotide messenger RNA. Its product is annotated as protein BCCIP homolog. The record is from RefSeq and is a predicted model, not a curated record. Gene Ontology annotation, cellular component: nucleus. NCBI's taxonomy places the organism in Eukaryota, Metazoa, Arthropoda, Malacostraca, Decapoda, Cambaridae.